Molecule: messenger RNA, 3087 nt
Organism: Prorocentrum cordatum
Lineage: Eukaryota; Dinophyceae; Prorocentrales; Prorocentraceae
Source: the annotation of a GenBank genome assembly
AUGGAGAUCACGCUCUUCGAUGUGACCGCCGAGAACGCGGAUAUCCGCAUCGGGCUCCUCGUGGAGGGCGACAAGGCGUGCGAUGGUUGCGCGAAGUGGGCUUCGAAGGAACUGCCGAACCUGACCUGGGCGCAGAUCGUCAAACACCUCGACGCAGGCGACGUGGACGACCUGUUCGAUAACCACCCCGUGCUGGGCACCGCGACGCCGCAUCUGCACGAGCGCAGCCUGCAGCUGUUCGAGAACAAACACGUGGGGCACGAGAUGUACACGAAAUGUUCGGCUCUCACUGAGGGUGACGUGACCAGGAUAUACGAGAAGAGCCCAACGACGCUGAAGUUGGUCCCCUAUUUGGUUCCGCACCGCCCGAGGCCGCUGAUCAUAUACCCUGUGAAGUUGCCUGCUGGCGUCAAGGAAGACUACCCAGUACUGAGGAUCUUCCACCAUACCUCGAUGGGAUACGCUGCAGGCGCAUUCAAGGCUCAAGCAGCUGAGCUGUUCCAGAAGCACGGGCAGGUUCUGUUGUUCGCGGCGACCGUUAAGUCGAAGGACGACGAGGGCGCAAAGGACGACCCCUCCAACACCUUCGACAGGGGCGUCUACGCGGCCAUUCCGAGCCACAGUGACGUCACCAAGCGCAAGGAGAAGGUGCUUGAGAAGGCGCGGAGGUGUGCGAAGCUGCCUCGUGCAGACCAGGACGAGGACGCCUCCAGCGAGCAGGGCCCCCUCGCCGAGGAGUUAGCAGCAGCGUCCGCCGCGCGCGGGGGGGCGGGAGAUCCAGCCGCCUCAUCGCUAGGGUGUGCCCCCCCUCUCACGGUCGAAAGGCUCCUCCAGCACGGCAAGGCGGGAACUGGCGCGAACCUGGGCCCAGAGGCGCGGCGCCCGAGCGGAAGUGAUUUCGGUGCGAAUCUCAACAAAGGCAGCCCAGGCGACAAGAGGAAGGCGGGAGAUCCUUCGCCAGGGUCGGUCAAAAGCAUGAGGACAACGUUUUCCGCGGUGCAUGAUGACCUCGGUGCAAACCCCGGCACCCUCGGCACCAAGGAGUACUGGAUCCACGAAUUGUCUUAUUCACGCGGGUUCAAUGGCUGCAAAACUGGCCGGGCUGAGCAUCAGGCGAAGCAGUUGUUGACGAAGCUGAACGGGGCCGAGAAGAAGACUCUCCAGACGCAUAUCGACCUAUUCAACAAGUCGAAGCUGUUCUCCGAGGGGUCCUCUACGAACGUCGACGACCAGGAGCUGAUCGACGCGUGGAACGACCUCCAGGAGGCCGGGGCCGUGCUGGCCCCGAGAGCCUUCAGGGGCCUCGCGAAGCGCAACGUGAUGGGCCUGUGGCGCCAGCCCAACCAGCAGGAGGGCAGUGGUGCCGCCGCGCGCAAGCGAGACCUCCUGAAGCAGUUCCUGACCGCGUGCGUGGUGACGCUGGUGCAAGACUGCUUGCACGACAUCGACGUCGCCUCUACGUUCGUCGAGUGGGUCUUCUCCGACACGUUCUCAAACUGGCUGGCCGCAGGUGCCGCGUCCGCUGAGGACGCCGUCUUGUUCUGCGAACUUGCUGACGACGUGUUCAGCUCCUUGCCAGAGGACGCGAACCCUGGGGAGGCGUUUGUCAAAUGCUUCUUGGAGGCAACUACUGUCGUUCGCUUGCUGGUCGCACUGCGCUUGAAGUCCAUCGGUAAAGAUGCGGACCUGGCGAUCUUCGCCGAUGCCCACGUCCUCGACAAGGAGGCGAAGAGGACGACUGGUAACGCCUCGGUGAUGCAGGUCAUUGGCCAGUCCUUACUCACGCCAGCGGGCGGGCAUUGGGAGGCAAAGCUGAAGUGGGCGAUCGACACCUCGGACGCGAUCAAGAUCCACGGGCCGAAGCUGAAGCAGAUGCUGAUUGACCUGGAUUGCAUCAACGGCAUUGUCCCCCCGAAAGAGGUACACGCAACCACCGUGCUCAAAAUCGCGAAGGACAUCCCUUGCUUCGAGGUCGGCCUCUACGAUGGCGUAUGCGAUGCCGCUAAGACCGAGCUGUGGGCCAAGGCCUGCAGGAUUGCAGAAUCAAUGCUGGCUGCCAAACCGCCCGCGCCCGCCACCGAUGACGACAGCCUUAGCAUGAUGGCGCUCCAGCAGUGGAAGCCUCUGUUCAAGGAGCUCACCAAGCCCUUCCCGACCAACGAGCAUGUCGAGCGCGCUGGCCGCGCCAUCGCCGCGAAGAUUGCAGAGGUGAGCGAGCAUGACAGAUUCCUUCAGCUCGCGUCGUCCAUCGACAAUUGGGCUCAUGCCGACGGAAGCUCAACGGUUUCCUUGAUGACGUCGAUCAAGGAUAACCAGUCCAUGGAGUUCCCCGAAGAUGUCAAGGUUAAAUGCAUUGCGCUGUUCAGAAGGAUUGUCGGUAGUAUGUACACUGAUGGGCCGACUUCGCUGUGCGCGGAUACCGAUAGCCGCAUCUUCCUGUGUUUGGAUAUGGUCGCAGAGAAAGUUCCGAGUCAGGAUUGGCAUUCCACAACGCAGCCCGGCGCGAUGAUCCACUCUUGCUGGUCGGUGCUGCAGCUGAAAAACGCCAUCGCCGCGGAGCUUGGGGCAAUGACCUUCCGCCUGGUCAAUAAAGCGAAGGUGCACUUCAAGCCGCUGGCGCUGGACGCCGUCGUGGAGAACGCUUCGCCCAGCUUGGUGACGCUGCUGCAGGAGUGUGGCGACUUCUGCGGCAGCAUCGCGGAGGCCAUCCGCAAAAAGCACACCGCGGAUGUUGUCGAGCAGGGCUGCAACCUGCGCAAGGCAAUCGACGAGACCAACGGGUGCGCGGAUUGGGUGAGCAAUAAGUCAAAGGCGGGUUCGCUACCAGAGCUGCUUGUGUUCUACGAGAAGGGCAGGAAGGACGCGCCGACCCGCGAGUGGCAGGACAAGGUUGCAUCGCUCGAGAGCCUCGUCAUUGAAUGCGAGUUGUGCGCGUCCUUCGCCAAUCGGACGCUCGUGGGCAACAAGAUUUCACUGAGGGGCGCGAUGAUGGGAACGCAGAACAAGCUUCGCAAGUGGGAGCUCACGCCCGACGACAUCGACCCGCUUCUCGUUACGCGGUAUCGCGACGCACUGCGCAUGAAGUAG